Molecule: messenger RNA, 1052 nt
Organism: Sardina pilchardus (European sardine)
Lineage: Eukaryota; Metazoa; Chordata; Actinopteri; Clupeiformes; Clupeidae
Product: peroxisomal N(1)-acetyl-spermine/spermidine oxidase-like
Exons: 4
Coding region: 135-1052 (305 amino acids)
Molecular function (GO): polyamine oxidase activity
Source: RefSeq, a predicted model, not a curated record
GUAGUGGCUUGAAGCACAUAUCGAAGUUUCAGUGUCAGACUACCAUCACUAGUUUCGAGUAGGCUUACAAGUUUAACUGAACUAUUCAUUUCCCAUCCGUCGUCUGCUGCGAAAACCGACGCGUUAGACUUGCAAUGGCUCUUCCCAGUCUCGAUGCUAAAAUUGUUAUAGUUGGGUGCGGGAUCUCCGGGAUUGGUGCUGCGCUGAAACUCACCAAGCAUGGGUUUCGGAAUGUCCGUAUUGUCGAGGCAACGGGUAGGAGCGGUGGAAGAAUACGAACGGGCAAAUUUGGUAGCAGCAUUGUGGAGAUGGGGGCCGCCUGGGUCCACGGGCCGUCCCAGGAGAACGCCGUGUUCCGGCUGGCCUGCCAGUACAACCUGCUGGACCCGGAGUCCAUGACGGAGGAGAACCAGGCCAUAGACGUGGGCGGCAAUCUUCCCUUGGUGCCCAGCUUCCUGCGCAGCUCGGGGGGUGCUGUGUCGGCGGAGAGUCUGGCGCCCGCCCUGGAGCUCUUCUACCAGGUAAUCGAGCAGACGCAGGGCUUAACCCAGGCAGGCGAGCCCGCGGGCAGCGUGGGGGAGUACUUUAAGGCAGAGUUCACCCGCCUGGCAGAGGAAGAGUGGCGUGGGGAGGAAGAGGGCACGCGAAAACUGAGGAUGGCGCUCGCCACCUCAGUGAUGAAGGCCCAGUGCUGUUUGACUGGAACACACAGCAUGGACACUGUGUGGCUGGGGAUGUUUGGAGUCUACCGGACGCUACCUGGACUCGACUGCACCUUCCCCAGUGUAGAUUACUUCAAGAAGCACCAUGACACUUUCCUGAGGCCCCCAUUACCGCUGCACAAGCUGCACACCGUCCAGAGGAUGGGCUUUGGCACCGUCAACAAGAUAUACCUGGAGUUCCAGGAGCCCUUCUGGGACCCAGAGACCGAGGCCAUCUACCUGCUGUGGGAGGAGGAGGUGCAGCUGGCAGACACGGUGCCCAACAUACACAAAGACUGGGUCCGCAAGCUCUUCGGCUUCACAGUAAUGGAACCUACCGAGAGUGCUUAA